GAUGACCAAUGCUCACGCUCCUGUCAGUUGCACUUCCUGGUUUGAUUUGUUGUGUUAUUUUUGCAUCGACCAUGGCUGCGGAGGGCGACUUUUUGGCGAGAUACCGUGCUGUGUCAAACAAACUUAAAAAACGUUUUCUCCGUAAGCCCAAUGUAGCUGAGGCGAGUGAGCAGUUUGGUCAGUUGGCCAAGGAGCUGAAGCAGCAGGACUGCCUUCAGUAUGCUGCCUUCUGUAACCUGGCCAUGGCUCGGUGUGAGCAGACUCUCUUCAAUGCCCCUGGAGAGGCCCUGGCAUUGACGGAUGCUGCCCGCCUCUUUCUCUCUUCUGAGAAGGAGAACAGGGCGCUGCAGGCACCGGGAUUUGAUGAGCACCUUCAGGCUGCGCUCAACUGCUACAGUUUUGCCAUCAAGGUGUACAUUGAGAUGAACCAGCCUGUGAUGGCAGCCAGCCUCUGUCUAGAACUCGGCAAUGCACUCAAGGAGAUGAAUAGACCAGGAGAGGCUAUCGUUCAUUACCAGAGAGCUGCAGAGCUGCAGACACAGACGCCAAUUGAAGCCCUACUGUCGAUGGGAGAAAUGGCCACAUGUAAAAUUCUCACCCGUGACUACGAUGGUGCUUUGUCAGUGUUCACAGAGAUGCAGCUGAUGUGCCAGGAGAGAGGACUGCAGCUACCAGGCACCAGCACGCCUGUUGGUGCAUUUCUCGACAUUGUGGCAAAAUGUGAGAUCUCCAGAGUACUACUACUGAUGCUGCUCGAGCCUCCACCUCAGAAGCUGCUGCCAGAACACGCUCAGACCCUGGAGAGAUAUGCCUGGGAGUCUUUUGAUCCUCACAGCCAAGUGACCUUCCUGCCUGAGAAUGUUUUCCUGCUCCUGCAGUCAGUCGUGAUGGCGUGUCAAGAAAAAGACACAGAGUCCCUCAAGUCUCUUCAGACGGAGCUGUGGCCAUUUCUUACUGCUGAGCAGAAUCAUCUUCUCCACCUGGUGGUUCAGGAGCGCAUCACACCGUCUGGACAAGGCAUCUAGUGCUGUCCAGUUUUAACUCACUUCCUCUGGGAACCAUACUUUAUAUAAUGGAACAUUCCUGUUUCUGACUGGGUCUGUUGUAAGACCUGAAGAAGUCUUGUUUUCAAAACCAUGAUGUUGUAACUUGUACGCAAUAGAAAACUUUGCCUCUGUUAAGAAAAGUCACACAGAUUUAGAAAUCAGUGGAAAUCCAUGAGUCUGAAGUGAGGGUCUGUUAACCCUAAGCCUAACCCUAACCCAAAUAUUAAAUUUAAAUUAAUGUUAAUAAAAAGUUGUGUGUUCAUACUUGAGUUAAGGCCACAGAACUGGAAACCUGCCUGCUUAUUUAUUACGUAAUAGUGACUGUUUUGGAUUUUGUUGCAUUCAGACGACACAUGAAGACUUUGUGAUAUAACUUGUUUUUAUUAAUAAAUGAUAUGGCUUAAAUUCCAAUGUCAUUACAAAACAAAACCUUCUACUGCAUAGUUACAAAAUAUGGUGAAAUAUAACGCCAUUGUCCUCCAUCCCUGGUUCACUUAAUGUUCACUUGUACAAAUUGCAUGUACUUUUCUUAUGAUAGCAGCCAACUACAGACAAAAUCAAACAUGGUUAGAAAAAAAAAAACACUCAAUACAAAAAGUUACAAAAAUAUACUGGUUACAAUGUGCAUAGAUUAAAAAAAAGGAUACACUAUACUUCAAAUGUAAAAUAAUGAUACAUGAUUAAAACUGCUCGUGCUGAAAA
Messenger RNA from Acanthopagrus latus (yellowfin seabream), 1748 nucleotides. RefSeq lists its product as uncharacterized. The record is from RefSeq and is a predicted model, not a curated record. Lineage: Eukaryota; Metazoa; Chordata; Actinopteri; Spariformes; Sparidae. Gene Ontology annotation, cellular component: early endosome. Gene Ontology annotation, molecular function: protein binding. Gene Ontology annotation, biological process: vesicle cytoskeletal trafficking. Bases 9 to 1025 code for a protein of 338 amino acids. The transcript is spliced from 12 exons.